Messenger RNA from Brassicogethes aeneus, 1554 nucleotides. Lineage: Eukaryota; Metazoa; Arthropoda; Insecta; Coleoptera; Nitidulidae. The record is from the annotation of a GenBank genome assembly.
AUGACUGAACCAAAAAAUUUUCAUAUUAACGCGAUCCCCGUAUUUAACGGUGAUCAAUCCACCUUAGCUUUAUUUAUUUCUGCCAGCGAAAGCUUUAUAGAUACUUUUACCAAUAAAGAAAACCCAAGAGACGUAAAAAAUGAAUGGAUAUUGCGUUUGAUUGUGUCUAAAUUAGAAGAUGAGUUAGAAAACUUGUUAAGUGACUUAGAUGCACCUAGAGAAUUAAAUACACCCCCACCGGAACAAGUAGAACAAAAUCUUAGACCCCCACCUGCUACAGCCGAACUAACAGAGACUUUAGAAGAAAUAUUUGAACCAAUACCACAAAAUCAAAACGAAGAUACCCUAUCUGACAGUAUUCACUUCAACGAAAAUGUCGAACCAAGGAACGGUAUUCCCAUUUCUGAUGAUGCCAUUGAAUCGAAGCCCAACCAAUAUUUUAUUACACCUGUCUCGAUGAACCCAAGAAAAGUCAAACACAUUAAAAUAGGAAAACAAAACAAAUUUUUUGUUCAAAUUUCUCGAAAUAACAACGAACAAGAAAUAAUAGAAUUUCUUAAAAACUACACUGCUAAAACUCAAGAACUUUUUAACGAAUUAGUUACCGUUACAGAAUUACCUCAAAACCCCCAGUUACCAUAUAAAGUCAACUCUGAUACGAUCAAUAUUUACGAAAGAAUUGCUGUAGUAAAAAGUUACAUAAAAAAUGAAAAAAUAUAUUUUAUAAUUGAAAUUCCAAUUGUUGAAAAACUUCCAUACUCAUAUUUCCACCUUUAUUCAAUUCCGGUAAAAACAAUCCACUCUUAUAAUAUUAUAAUCCCACAAACUAAGUACCUUGCCCUUAAUGAGAAAUUCUACACUUUAUCUAACGAACGUUGUAAACAAGUGGCCAACAUGGAAUUUUUAUGUAAUGCUCAGCAAUCCCAUAAGAUAUCACAGAAUAGUCCGUGUGAAGUGCAACUGCUGCAAUUUACAAAUUCUUAUAAAAAAUGUGCCCAAAAACAAGUAGAAAUACAAAACCCAAAAUUUGAAAAAUUAAAAGAAAACCGAUGGCUUAUAAUUCUUCCAAAUGAAACAGUUAUAACUUCGGAGUGUCCAACAUCAAAAGAAAAAAUAUCUCUCAUUGGAAAUUUUGUAAUGGAAAUCCCAGAAACCUGUCAAGUCCACAUCGAAGAAAAAAUACUUAAAACCUACCAAAAUCCAGUUAAAAAUACCGAAAUUAUAAAAAUACCAAAUAUUGAAAUUCCUGUCCUGCAAAAACCAGUCAACAGUAGACAAAAACCUUUGAAACUUGAAACCGUUCAGCUAGAUGAAAUCCAUCCGUUGAUAAAACAAUUAGAAAAUACCGAAGAAAUGAUCAGAGAAAAUAAUAUUCCGAAUUUUAAUGAAAAACCCAACUUAUGGACAAUUUUCCUGUACGCCAUUAUUGCUUUUGGUUUGGCAAUUAUAAUAUUUAAACACCGAUCAAAACUAACCCCAAAGAAAAAGACGUCAACCCCUGAAAAGGAACCAGAAGAAGAAGAAAUCCAACUUAGAAAUUUUAGGAAACCGUAA